Messenger RNA from Mytilus californianus (California mussel), 1263 nucleotides. RefSeq names its product homeobox protein HMX3-like. Gene Ontology annotation, cellular component: nucleus. Gene Ontology annotation, molecular function: RNA polymerase II transcription regulatory region sequence-specific DNA binding; DNA-binding transcription factor activity, RNA polymerase II-specific. The record is from RefSeq and is a predicted model, not a curated record. The transcript has 2 exons. The coding region runs from base 34 to 939 and encodes 301 amino acids. Gene Ontology annotation, biological process: regulation of transcription by RNA polymerase II. Lineage: Eukaryota; Metazoa; Mollusca; Bivalvia; Mytilida; Mytilidae.
UUUGUAAACCAACAAAAAAAAACUUUGAAAAUCAUGUCUGAAAGCGAAAAGCCAAGGGAGACAGGAAAAUCGUUUAGCAUAAGUAGUAUACUGGACAAUAGUGAUGAAAACAGUAAAAAAGAGAGUUCCAAUGCUCCAGCAAUUGUUUCAAAAUUAGAAUUUCCAGACAAUCCAGCUAAAAAUGUUUUAUCGGGAUCACAACAUUGUUUUUUGAAUCCACUAUCUACAUGGUACCAAUGGUAUGCUGCAGGUCAUCAGAUGUUACAACACUUCCAACAAGAAACUUAUCAACAUUCAUUGGGACUUGGUAUCAAAUCUGGCUCACAUGAUAAAGAUAUAACGUCUUUUUCAUUCAAAAGAUCUCGUAGUCCGGAUACGUGCAUCACGAAUGACAAAGAUACAAAAGAAGACGAUUCAGUGUCUGUCGACCAUGACGAUGACAUCUGUUGCGACGGAUCAGACGACGGACAAAAACACGAAGAUUCAAUGUCCGCAGACUUAAAUGACGACGACAGAAAGAAUAGACGAAAGAAAAAGACCCGAACAGUAUUUUCCCGAAGUCAAGUGUUUCAGUUAGAAUCAACGUUUGAUAUGAAACGGUAUCUUUCAAGUUCAGAGAGAGCAGGAUUGGCAUCUUCUUUACAACUUACAGAAACACAAGUCAAAAUCUGGUUUCAGAACCGUCGAAAUAAAUGGAAGCGGCAGAUAUCGGCCGAAUUAGAAGCAGCAAAUAUGUCACAUGUUGCUAACUCUCAUAGAUUCAUCCGAGUACCUGUGUUGUAUCACGAAACACAAGAUUCUGCACAGGUACCGGAAGCAAACAGAAGUUGUCUAAGUACGUCAUUACCACAUGUUAACUAUUGCGAACCAUUAUAUUUGUCUGCUGGUUUCUCACAGAUGAACCCAUCCGUUCGGUCAUCAAUGUCUGGCAUUGUAUAAAAAGGACUAUUUUAUUGUGUAUUUAAAUGCCGUAAUUAUUUAACGUUUCUGUUGUGAUUUUUCGAAUGUUUUUAUAAAAAAAAAAAAAACUGUUUUUAAAGCUUGUAAGUGUUUCGUUUUGAGCUUAAAAUUUUGAUGAUCGAAACGAUAACUUUAUCUUCAAAUAUAUAUGUAAGAGACUUAUAUGUGACUCAUAAAACAAAUUCCAAAGGACAUGUACACAAUGUGUAUGCUUAAUAUAUAAUCUUGGGAAUUCAUUAUUUUAUUCCUUAUCAUUCAACUGUUGUGCAAUAUUUUUUAUUUGAUUAAAACUGUUAAUUGUUA